Messenger RNA from Rotaria sordida, 261 nucleotides. The record is from the annotation of a GenBank genome assembly. NCBI's taxonomy places the organism in Eukaryota, Metazoa, Rotifera, Eurotatoria, Philodinida, Philodinidae.
AUGGUUCUUGAUACACAAAAUCUUAUUUUAUUAAUUGUAUUCUUAAUUGUUGGUGUUGCUGCUAUAAUAUGUUGUAUUUAUUGUUGUGCUUGUAAACCUGCAUGUAUCAAUACUCGUCGACGAUUACUUAAUCGACAAAUAGAACGAGAUCAAGAAGCAAUCGAACAAGAACGUCAAGCUGAUCAAGCUCAAUUACGUGAUACAUUUGCAGCUAAUCAACAAACACGAGAUGAUAUUCGAAAUAAAUAUCAACUUAGAUAA